AUGAAACAAAGAAAAUAUACAUUAAGGGUACUUGGCUGGGCCUUUGUACAAAAAACAACUCAUCAUCGCAUUCUUCUUCAAAUUGGAUACACCAAGAGAAAGAAGAAAACAAGUUUAGAAAGAUGGCAACCACUCCCAUUUCAAAGAUACCACAAUAGCAACAACAACUGAUGGCGCCGCAGCAGCAACACGGUGAGGGUCACGAUCAAUUCACCGCCUUAGAUGACAAUGUAAUGACAAAGCAGAUCUUGGCCACCCAUGCUAAUCAUAAUUUCCACAAGGUCGAACUCAGGCCCCAUCUCCAAAUCAUUGAGAAAAUCGUCCAGCACUCCACCACUCUCGAACGCACCAAUGUUCACGACGAGGAAGUUUCUUCACACAUGGAAAGCUUGGACGAGAAGAUCCGAAAGGUUAACUUCGUAGGUAUGCUUGAAGCACUGGCUUACACCGUACACAAGAUCUCCAAUGAGAUAUCGUGCAAGUGCUUUGGGCGUGGAGAUGCACGCUCGACAACAGUGGAAUUGUUGAAGUCCCUAUCAAAAUUCUCUUGGGAUGCCAAGGUGGUGGUGGCCUUGGCCGCCUUUGGAGUCACCUAUGGGGAGUUUUGGUUGGUGGUGGAACUCUAUCAGACACACCCUUUGGCCAAGCCCAUAGCACUACUAAAGCAAUUACCUGACAUAUUUGAGCAACUGGAGAAAUUGAAGCCUAUGUUUGAAGCACUUUGGAGCCUCAUCAAAGCCAUGCUCGAUCUGACCAGGUGCAUCAUCCAAUUCCAUGAGCUGCCACCUCAAUACAUCUCCCCUAACCAACCACCCAUGUUGGUGGCCACCGCUCUCAUCCCCACUGCUGUUUACUGGACCAUCAGGAGUGUCGUUGCCUGUGUAUCCGAUGUUAUUGGCCUUAUUGGUCUGGAUCACAAAUCUAUUCCCUUCACUGUUGAGGCUGGUGAGCUGUCCAACUUAGAACACAAGGUCAACAAAAUACAUGAACACCUAACCAAGCAACUCGAAAUUUGCAAUCAGCAUGUUGAUGAGAUGAAAGAGCUCGAAGCUUAUAACUCUCUAGUACAACUGUUUGAAACGAGUCAGGUGGACAACAUGAAUAUUCUCAAACCAUUGAUUCCCGCUAGUAAGGAUGAUUUGCAGCCGCUUGUUUAUGGGCCCACUAGAACAAGGGUGAUCAGCUCCACAUAUGUGGAGAGUACAUAAGUAAUCGCCUGACACGUGGUCAAGCAAUAACAGGCCACCUUUUCUUCCCAACUGCUUUCUCUGGGAGUACUUUCCCAACUGCUAUCUCUGGGAGUACUCUGGUUUUGGAGGUGAGGAACGAAAUUUAGGGGUUCUCCUUGUUUUGAGAAAGAGAGAGAGAGAGAGAGAGAGAGAGAGAGAGAGAGAGAGAGAGAGAGAGAGAGAGAGAGAUCCAGGUGUGUUUGUCUCUCUUGUAUCCCGUUUGCUGCGGACCGGAAGAGGAAGGGGCGUGGGGUUUUCAGAGAGAACGAAAGAGGUGCAUGAGUUGGAUGGGAAGAAGAUGAUGUGGGUCCCACUAUUUUCCAUUAAAAAAAAAAAUAAGAACUUGGAAGCGAAGCUCCUUUCUUGCCGAGAAAUGAUCAACUGCUUGUACGAUCAUCUGGAGUCGGUAUCUAAUACUUGUCCUUUUUACUUUUAAAUAUAUCAUUUUUUAUCCUAAAAAAGGGUGAUUGAUGUUGAUUCGUACGAUCAGGUGAUCGUAGGAGCAGAGUAGCAAAUCCAAUCUCUAGAUUGCUAGUUAUUUAUUGGUCACGUGUUAACCUACCACCUAAUACUCUCCCCAUAUUUGGAGAAUGGAUCUGUUGCUCGUACAAUCACCUGGUCGUACAAGUCAACGACCAACACCUGUCUUUUUUGUUUUCAGAUAUACCCCUCUUUAUCCUUGUAAUGACAGAAAAUGGGACAAGUGUUGAUCGUUGACUUGUACAACCAGGUGAUCGUACGAGCAGUGGAUUCUAUCUCCUAUAUUUGGAUCUGAUCCAGACUAUGCAACUUUCUAGUCAUCUCGAUUCUCAACUAUAAAUCUAAUACUAGUUUACUUGAAGCUUCACUCAAUUAUUGCUCUUUGUGUUCGUUUUGUAUGUAAAUAUGUACAUUACAACACAAGUAGUUUGGCAUUGAAGUGCUCAGAUAUAAAUGGUCGUUGUUGUUGAUAUCGGACUUGUACAUCUCUCGAGAAGAAUUUACGAUUUUUAAUCAGAUCAUGUGUGAGAUGAGGUGGUACGUGAAACAAAAAAUUGAAAUUUUGGGUCUCCAAAGGAUCAUCGGUCGGUUUGAGUCUGGUUUCCAAGUGGUGUGGAUCCCUGUGGUGGACAAGACUCUCCCAUGGACCGAAACCAUGCAGAGAGACUAUGAUCGAUUGCAGGCCACUAUGCCGGAGUACUCGGUUCACCAACCUUCUUUGAUCAAUCCAGGGGUGAUUAAAUACUUCAAGGAGAUGUGGCACUUCAACAAGAAGCCAAUCUUGGUGGUUUUGAACAGAUUGGGUAAGGUUGAGAACCCCAACGCCCUCCAUAUGUUGUGGAUCUGGAGAAGCUUUGCCUUCAAUUUCUCCAGCAACCAGGAGAAAGAACUCUGGAGUUCAGAGACCUGGAGACUUGAAUUCUUGGUUGAUGGCAUUGAUGAAGAUAUACUCCGUUGGGUGAAGGAGGAAGAACAAUUCAUUUGCCUAUAUGGAGGAGAAGAUAUAGAUUGGAUAAAGAAAUUAAUGGCGAAGGCAAGAGCAGUGGCACAAGAAGUAGGCAUACUAUUCAAGAUGAUGUACGUAGGGAAGAGAAACCCGAAGGGUCGAGUGAAGACGAACAUUGACAUCAUCAACAGAGAACCUCAGCGAUUGUUGGAAAAACCACACACUCAUCUGGUUCUUCUGGAACCGACUAGAGAGCAUGUGGUAUUCCAAGAUGAAGCAUGGCAGCACCAUUGAUAAUGACCACAUAAUGCAAGAAAUCAUGACAAUGCUAAUCUUUGAUGGAAAUGAGCAAGGAUGGGCAUUGAUCAGUAAGGGAUCAGAAAUCAUGGCCAAAGCCAAUGGAGAAUUGUUCUUGAAAUGCUUUGAGGAAUACAAUAAGUGGAAGGAAAACGUUGAUGGUAAGGGUUUCAUUUAGGAACUCAAUGAUCACUUGAAAAAGCUACACACAUCGGAUCACUGCAAUCACCUCAUCCUUCCAGGGACAGACAAUAUGAUCCCCAAGAAGGUGCUCUGUACUGAGUGUGGGCGCCCUAUGGAGAAGUCUGUGUCUGUCAUUUACAACUGCUGCAACAAUUAGUUGUGGCUCUCACCUGUUACUCCACUCCAACCUAUACUACCAUUAACAAAUGAAAACACGCUCUAUGUGCUUUCAUUAUCAUAAUAUAUAUAUAUA
Macadamia integrifolia is the source of this 3388-nucleotide messenger RNA. RefSeq names its product protein SIEVE ELEMENT OCCLUSION B-like. Bases 171 to 1208 code for a protein of 345 amino acids. Gene Ontology annotation, biological process: phloem development. The record is from RefSeq and is a predicted model, not a curated record. The transcript is spliced from 6 exons. Lineage: Eukaryota; Viridiplantae; Streptophyta; Magnoliopsida; Proteales; Proteaceae.